AUGGCUAACAUUGAUAAGGUUUCAGAGGUUCUGGAGAUGUCUACUCACCAAAUCAACCUGCUUACCUCACCUACUUUCUUACCAAAGGUGAAGGAUCAAGGGAAGUUCACUCUCCCUUGCACACUUGGGCAUAUUGAGCUUGACAAUGCCUUGGUGGAUUCUGGUGCAAGCAUCAACCUGAUCUCCCUCACAAUGGCAGAGAAGCUUGGCAUUGCUGGAGCAUUGCAGCGCCCUACUACUUCAAUCAUCCUAGAGGUCAGACUUUUGUGCCACAUUGAAAGCACUCCUCCCAGUUUCAAAGCUCCUGAAGUUGCAAAGGUUGUGAAGGAAAAGGUUGACAAAGAGCCAAGAGUUGUGAGAGAUAAGGUUGAGAAAGAUAAGGUGGAGAAAGAUCAAAGAGUUGAUAAGGGACCAAGGAUUGAGAAACCACGCCUUGAGAGGCUAAGAGUUGAGAGACCACGAUCUGAUAAACCAAGAGCUGAUAGGCGCUUGUUCAAGCACCUUUUGUCCUUGAUGAGGAAAGCCUCCAAGCUUUGUUUGAUGAGCCACUAG
This is a messenger RNA of Microthlaspi erraticum, 552 nucleotides long. The record is from the annotation of a GenBank genome assembly. NCBI's taxonomy places the organism in Eukaryota, Viridiplantae, Streptophyta, Magnoliopsida, Brassicales, Brassicaceae.